GUGGAGGCCUGAUCGCGCCGUAUUCGUCAAUGUGGGUGCACCCUUUUCGUCCGAAUCCAGAUGCCUACCAAGUUCUUACCUCAGGAGCAGGUAAGAAUAGAAUCCUUCACGACCUUUGAACUGUACUAAAUCUAGUUCUUCUGCCAGAAUUAGAGUAGAAAAAUCUACUAGUCGAGUAGUGAAAAAAAGUUGAGUUCUUUUAUCUCCUAAGCACCUGUGGACAACCAACAAUGAAUCCAUAAAUCUAAACCACAUGAUGGUGAAGAACUUCUUCGAUAAUUGAGAACUUCUUUGUCAUCAUCGCCAGCGCUUGGCUCAGCAUAUCUCUACUUUCACUACUAGGUGAUGAAGAUGAUGGACGACAGCACCAAUGGAAUGCCCCAUCCAGUGCCACUUUUUAUGGCUUAGCUUGA
Molecule: messenger RNA, 413 nt
Organism: Amoebophrya sp. A25
Lineage: Eukaryota; Dinophyceae; Syndiniales; Amoebophryaceae
Source: the annotation of a GenBank genome assembly